This is a messenger RNA of Trypanosoma cruzi, 792 nucleotides long. Its product is annotated as aquaporin, putative. The transcript has a single exon. Gene Ontology annotation, biological process: transmembrane transport. The record is from RefSeq and is a predicted model, not a curated record. Gene Ontology annotation, cellular component: membrane. Lineage: Eukaryota; Euglenozoa; Kinetoplastea; Trypanosomatida; Trypanosomatidae. The coding region runs from base 1 to 792 and encodes 263 amino acids. Gene Ontology annotation, molecular function: channel activity.
AUGCUGUCAACUGACACAGCGACGACGCAGCCAGAGAAUGAAAAUAAUGGCGCAAGUAACGUUGCCAUCCCAUCUAGUGGUGUGAAAAGGUUCGCUUUUAUACAGCGGUGUUAUUUUAACGAAUUCAUGUCCGCAGUGAUUGUAGAAUUUAUAGGGACCUUUUUAUUGGUGCUUACCGAUCCUCUUAGUGGCAUCAACAACCCUGAGAUGGCUCCUUUUUCUGUCGGUUUUAUGCUUAUGUCACUGGUGUUCUCCUUUGGCUACAUGAGCGGAGGACACCUGAAUCCAAUGGUCUCUUUUGCGGUAUUUCUCAGCUCUGCCAACUUUGGAAAGACCCGUAUGCUGUUUUACUUUAUUGCACAGAUGCUUGGUGGGGUUGCUGCUGCUUUCUAUUGCGUCCUGAUCCAUGGCAAUGAAUUUCCCGUACCUAAUAUGGGUCUGGACUUUUUGCAAAUGCUGCGGGCAUUUUUGGCUGAAAGUGUUUUUACUUUUGUAUUAACGUCUGUCGUUCUCCAUGUUGCUGUCAGCAAGCAGCGCAAUAAUAAUUUCUACGGUUUUGCUAUCGGAUCUGCGGUACUUGUGGGCGGAUUGACGUGUGGAUCGAUUUCCGGUGGGGCUUUCAAUCCUUCCGUCGCCACCGCUUUGAUAGUUGUCCGUUGCUUUGUUUCCUUCUCAGAGUCAGGUUGCACACCUAUGGCAUCGCUGUGGGUGUAUUGGGCUUCUGAGGCGGUGGGGUCGAUAGUCGGCACCAUUUUGUACCUUGCGGUGCAGAACGUGGAGGACCGAUUUUGA